GUGUCCGAAGUGUCUCGGAAUAACCCGAGAAUAUCGAUUUUCAAUUUCGAUAACCACAAAUUCUAAACGACCGUUUCUGUAAAUAGUCUCGUUCCCCCUUCGUAGAUGUCGUUAUUAUCGUCCUUUCGAGCACUCCCUCCGCGCACCCGCGCAAUGAUAGGCGCAAGCUUCAUUGCUUGGGGUACAAUCGGUCUCUUUUUGUCCGAUACGGCAGAAAAGAAGCUUGGCUUUGAACCCACAGAGCAGGAUAAAGCAAAUAUGCCUAAGUUUACGGUGGUUGAGAAGGAGAGCUGAAAUUGUUGUGAGGAUGGAUGUUUUGCAGACCAAGUAAACAGUGGCACAGCGCAGCAGAGAGAGACGAAUCGAAUUUGAAACAAUAAUUGGAGCUUAAAAGGUGUCUAUACAGCUGGAGACCUUAGAGGAAUUAUGGACAAUUAUG
This is a messenger RNA of Botrytis deweyae, 439 nucleotides long. RefSeq lists its product as uncharacterized. The transcript is spliced from 2 exons. The record is from RefSeq and is a predicted model, not a curated record. Lineage: Eukaryota; Fungi; Ascomycota; Leotiomycetes; Helotiales; Sclerotiniaceae. The coding region runs from base 106 to 294 and encodes 62 amino acids.